ACGAAAGGCUUAAUAGGAAGGUGUUUGUCUUAGAGAGAACAGCUAGAGAAGAACAGGCAAGGCUGGUGGCAUCGAGAGAAGGAUGGCGCAAGAGAUCAUCUAUGCGAAUACAACGAAGUUUGAAGUCGGUGCUUCCUCUCCAUCUCGCAAGAGAGACAUCUCCACCACCAUCAUCGUGACGCUCCUGACCCUGCUGCUGUUACUGCUGGCCACCUCCCUCAUUGCAAUGGCCCUUCUCUAUUCCCAGAAGGAGAAGAAACUCCAGGAAAUUGAAGGAGUGAUGGAGAAGAUCAGAACCUCCCUGUUUCUCAGCAAUAUCUCUCUUUCACCAGCGGAAGCAUCUGAGAGUAAGUUGCAAAACCCAGAAACGAGGACAACCCUCAGAGUAUGUGUUCAGCUGCUCCAAAACAUCUCUGAGGCUUUCUACAAGAUCCAAACCCGCCUGGGGAAUGUCAGUGCGUCAAAAACCGCUAUCCAGAAUCGUCACAGGGAACUCCUGGCAUUGCUCUCCACAGGCUGGAAGUUUUACAACGGCAGCGUCUAUUUCCUUUCCCAAGAGGCAAAGCCCUGGCAGGAAGCUGAGGACACCUGUAGAGCCCAGGAGGCACACCUGGUCUCCAUCACGUCAAAGGAAGAGAUGGAAUACCUUGUCAGGGAAGCCAGAAAUCAGCACUUUUGGAUUGGACUCUCUGACCAAAAUACAGAAGGCGUUUGGACCUGGGUGGACGGCACAAAGUACAACGAAAAGCUUAGUUUCUGGGGACAAGGACAACCAGACAACUGGCAUGGAGCACCACAACACGAGGAAGACUGUGUUCACUUCAAAACACACUGGAACGACGUCAGCUGCACGUACAACUAUAAAUGGUUCUGUGAGAAGGUCUUCUCCUGAGCAGAUGCCCCACUGCCUUUCUGAGACAGGACUAAGGGGCCACCGAACCCAGUGUUCUGGAUCCAGCAGAGGACAGCCAAAGGUCUCUGGAAGCUCAUAAGCAGCUGUCACUCCAGGAGAGGCCCAGCCCCAUGACUGCCGGAUUUUCUUAAUCGAUAGGAACACUGCAGGAAAACCCUCCACCCUCUUCCUCUCCCCCAAUCCGUGUGUCAGAACUUUAAAGGCCUGGAGGAGGCAAGGCUUCCUUUGAUGGACUUUUGCCAGACGGAAAAAGCAGGUCGAGCAAUCAGUUUGAGAGUUGCCUUUGUACCAAAGUCCCAAACUUUUAGGGGCCAUUGCGCCCCCUACCCCAUAAAAAGGAUUAGAAUCAUAGAAUCAUAGAGUUGGAAUAGACCACAAGGGCCAUCAAGUCCAACCCCCUGCCAAGCA
Podarcis muralis (Common wall lizard) is the source of this 1321-nucleotide messenger RNA. The record is from RefSeq and is a predicted model, not a curated record. Lineage: Eukaryota; Metazoa; Chordata; Lepidosauria; Squamata; Lacertidae.